Messenger RNA from Cavia porcellus (domestic guinea pig), 3078 nucleotides. It is a transcript of the gene Aig1, whose product is annotated as androgen induced 1. The transcript has 4 exons. The record is from RefSeq and is a predicted model, not a curated record. Bases 73 to 477 code for a protein of 134 amino acids. Lineage: Eukaryota; Metazoa; Chordata; Mammalia; Rodentia; Caviidae. Gene Ontology annotation, cellular component: endomembrane system; membrane.
CCCCGCCCCGCCCCACCGCGCGCCCGCGCGGCCUCCCUCCCGCGGCCCCGCGCGCCCAGGCCGCUCGCGAACAUGGCGCUCGUGCCCUGCCAGGUGCUGCGGGUGGCCAUCCUGCUGUCCUACUGCUCCAUCCUGUGCAACUACAAGGCCAUCGAAAUGCCCUCGCAUAAGACCUACGGCGGGAGCUGGAAAUUCCUGACGUUCAUUGAUCUGGUCAUUCAGGCUGUCUUUUUCGGCAUCUGUGUGCUGACUGACCUUUCCAGUCUUCUGACCAGAGGAAGCGGAAACCAAGAACAAGAGAGGCAGCUCAAGAAGCUCAUCUCGCUCCGGGACUGGAUGUUAGCCGUGCUGGCCUUUCCUGUUGGGGUUUUCGUUGUAGCUGUGUUCUGGAUCAUCUACGCUUAUGACAGAGAGAUGAUAUACCCGAAGUUGCUUGAUAAUUUUAUCCCAGGAUGGUUAAAUCAUGGAAUGCCAUAGAAGACCCUGAAACGUGAGGAAUUCAAAUCAAGAGCAGAAAUAGAGGGAUGGCUCUGAAGCAGUGAUGGGAAAGAUGUCUGGUUUGGAGACAAGCAAAGGGUUCCAGGAGGUACAGAUGGCAAUUCAAGAUGAAGGCAAGAAAAAGUGGAAAGAAUUAUUUCUAGACUAUUGAAGUAACCCUCUUUCUGGUAGAAGACAUGCCCUACUGAAAUUGUGCUACUUACUCACCAGCCAUAGAUUUUAUGGAAGGUUGGUUUUCGUUCUGAUAAUACAUUGUUGCUGGUUUCACCAGGCUUCACCCUCAAAGGCUCUGCCUGCAGACGCUGUUUGCAAGACUGACUGGCUCAGGUCUCCAGUGCUCUUUGUGUACCCAACGCCACACUCCAAACUCCUGGGUAGCCCAGGACACUGGGGCAGGUAAAUUGGCUUUCCGGGAAAAUAAGCCUGUCUGUGGCCUUGUUCCCAGAGCACACCAGCCAUGAAGUGAGAUUUGAGUAGUAAAAUGUGAAAUCUGCUUUCUACAAAUUAUCCAGAUAAUCGCUUGCAAUCCCUUUCUGGAUAAUAAACAGAGCCACAUGAGGGUGACAGUCUGGCAGGUAUUCAAGCUGCAGUGAUUGUGGCUUGGCUCCUGUCGUAGCCCCGGAGCUGUUCCACAAGGGUGAUUUAUGUAUCUGCCUGCAUGCAUCCUUUUGAUAAAGAUCUUUAGAAGCUUACUAAUUAAUUUUAGAGGAAUGUUUCUCUUUGGCUCCACGUUUCAUUCCUUUCACAUUAUACAUUCUAGUGAUAAAUGAUGGACGCAUAAAUACAUUAUCUUUGCUCGAUCAGUGUUUUUUCUGUUGUUGAUAUAAAGUGCACAAAUUGGAUUUGUUUCAGGAUAGCUACAUUUGGAAUGUGACAUUUUGCCAAGUGAGAAUCACACUUACCCAUACAACACAGAUGUGGGUUUUGCAGUUGUUUUCUUUUAAAAUAGUAUAUGUCUGUGGUGCCAUUGAUUAAUGUAAUAUUGCAUUAAUGUGCUGUUACAACACCCCAGGGUAUGCAUAGGGUCUUUCAGCCAGCAGCAAAGAAUUCCCCAAACUAAAGUCUCUAAUAAAAUACAGAUUGCAGGACAAAAAAAAAAAAAAAAAAAAAAAAAUAAGCAUCAACCAUGAGAAUUUAUGGAUAGCAAAAAGUGCUUGAGGCAUCAACUUUUAAUGGAUUUGCCAGUGGAAACACAAUGUAAUUGUUACAUAAUUUUUUCUUCCAAAUCAUUAGAAAUCAUUUAUACUUAUUUACUGAAUCUCUCCUUUUACAUGACCAAGAUAACGUGACUGUAUUGUCCCAUGACUUUUUUCUUUUUAAAUGUUCAUGUGCUAGCCAUUUGUAUUGCUAGAUCCAAGAGGUUAAUAGAAGCUGACAGGGCCACGUGCAUAUUUCACUACAAAAAUUAAAAUUGAAUUGUUCAGUAUCCAUUGUAAAUGGCCAGGGAGCAACUUUCUACAAUGCAGUGCUGAUAUAGUACUGGUGUAGGAUUGUCCUAGAUAUUUCAAGUAGCAACUGUGUGUUUUUCUUUCACAAAGUAGUUUUUAAUCUUUAACCAUAAUAUUUCUCCUGUUACAAAAAUCUGUGAUAAUAUUUUUCUAGAUCAACUAACUAAUAAAAAACUUUUAAUUAAAUAAAACGUCCUUGGUGCAAUACACUCAACUUUGUAGAAGAUGCUACUGCUAGCCAUGAAAAAAAAGAUGCUUCAUGCCAAAAAGUUACGAAGUCAACAGUACCCUCUUUCAGAUUGCAGAGAUAAUGGCAUUGUUUUCAAAUAUCUAGUUGAUAAGAAAAAUACAAGCAAGUCUUUACCAUUUUUAGUGCAAGUCUAUCAUUGCUUUACAGUGUGAAUUUAAAUGUAGAAAUGUAAAUUUCUCCUUUUAACUUCCUAAAAUUUUGAAAUUCAGAAGAAAUCAAAAGAUUUUUUUUUAAAGUAUAAAUCUCCUUAAUUGAAAGAAUCUUUUUUCUGUAACCAAGUUUUAUGAGUCAGCAUUUUGAUGUAAAUAGUUUACAGCUAACAAAAUAGGAUCACUAAGUUUAGCAUGCAGAAAACCAUUUUGUGGUUUUUGCUAAUAAUGGUGAGCUAGACCACCAAUCUUAAAAUAAUGCUUCCAAAAGUCCAAGUGGUGUUGGUGCUUAUUAGUGAGGACAUCAGUCAUAUAUUUCAAGCUUGAACAUUUUUAAUGGGCUCUGUAAAAUAAAUGUCAGUCAAAAUUAACAGUUAUCAAUGAAGGAAGGGACAGAAUCUCUGUGGUAGGCAGUUGUCUGCUCAGGAGGGAGGUGGAGAGGUUCAUAAUGUCAUAAGUGAUAUAAAUUCGAAACUCAAGAGGUGUUAGAGUAAACGCACCCUGCCAGUCUGCAAGAGUGGGCAUUGUGAAGACCAGCCCCCCAGAUGUAGAUGGUACUUUUUCCUUUGCCCCAAUUGUAAUGAGCUAAGCCUUAGACUCUAUCCCAUGAUUGUCCUUUCUGGAAACCACUAGAUGGAAUACCUUCCAUGUCGUAAUUAUAUAGUCCUCUUGUGUUUUUCUAGUGUUUGUAUUCCCAUAGUUGCAAAUAAAAAGUAUAUUUUUAGUUUUAGAA